Colletotrichum scovillei is the source of this 3645-nucleotide messenger RNA. RefSeq lists its product as uncharacterized. The transcript has 2 exons. Gene Ontology annotation, biological process: dephosphorylation. Lineage: Eukaryota; Fungi; Ascomycota; Sordariomycetes; Glomerellales; Glomerellaceae. The coding region runs from base 326 to 2680 and encodes 784 amino acids. Gene Ontology annotation, molecular function: phosphatase activity. The record is from RefSeq and is a predicted model, not a curated record.
GCAGCAAAAUCAACCCCAGACAGCCGGCGUCCAACCUGACAACCGCAACCGUCCCUCCCCACGUUACCUGACCUUGCCUCCAAACCUUACCCAGCCCAACCCUCCGACCUCCAAUAUUGUGUGGUUGCAUUGAUUUUUCUUUGGUCUCUUCUUUUUCCUAUUCAACCUUUCUACCCUCACUGAAGUUGCGCAGCUUUUUUGCUGCUCUUCUUCCAGUGAAUUUUUCUACCUGCAAACACUUAACUCCCGGGCCUUCCGCAUUUGCGCGCGGCCAUGCUCUAGUAGCUCAAAGAAGCAUCAUCUUCCACAUUGCACUUCAUCCAUCAUGGAGGCUAGGAAGGUAGUCGAAAACGUUCAGUGCAUCAACGGAGGACUCACCUCGGUCGGCACCUUGCGCUUGACCGAUUUCCACCUUGUCUUCUGCGCGCCGCCACCUCCCCCCAAGAACCAAACCGCCGACCAAGCCGAUAAACCUCCCCCGAAACCUCGAGAAUCAUGGAUCACCUAUCCUAUUCUAUCGCAGUGCAUACUCCGACUCAUGCCUCCAACUCAUGGCAUUCACAGCUCUAUCCGCAUCCGCUGUCGCGACUUCAUCUUUGUCACUUUCAAUUUUGAGGACAAUAACGUUGCUCGAGACGUCUUUGAGUUUGUGAAGCUCAGAACUUGCAAACUGGGCACCAUCGAGAGGCUCUUUGCUUUCAGUCACAAGCCCUCCAAGGCCGAGCGACAGAUCAAUGGCUGGAGCAUCUACGACCCCAAAGCCGAGUUCCGGCGCCAGGGCAUUAGCGAGAAGUCGUCAGACAAAGGAUGGAGAAUCACCAACAUCAAUAAGGACUAUACUUUCUGCGACACUUAUCCCGCCGUUCUGGUGGUGCCCUCUUGCAUCUCAGACAACGUUUUGAAAUACGCCAAGGAGUAUCGUUCUAGACACAGAAUUCCCGCCCUGAGUUACAUCCACGCAGACAACAACUGCACUAUUACUCGCAGCUCGCAACCUCUUUCAGGCAUUACCAGGAAGAACAAUGUGCAGGACGAGAAGCUGGUUUUGGCUUCAUUUGCACCUAUCAUGCCCCGAAGCAGCAUUGAUCAAGACCAGCCUCCUCGCCUGAGCCAGUCAGAUAUCUCUGAAAAGUCGUCGACAGAUGGGGAGCUCUCUGAGCAGAUUGUCGCAGACGAUGAGCCCAAGAUGUUUGAUGAGAACGGCAAACGCCUCAUCUAUGGUGCCCAACAAGCCAAUAUGAUUGUCGACGCCAGACCUACUGUGAAUGCCAUGGUCAAUCAGAUUGGAGGAAUGGGGUCUGAGCCCAUGGACCGCUACCCAGGUGCCAAGAAAGCCUUCAUGAACAUUGAGAACAUCCAUGUGAUGAGGAAGUCGCUGGAGAGCGUUAUGCUUUGUCUCAAGGAUGCCGACCUGUCUCCAUUGUCUCCUGACCAGAACGCCUUGGCUGCCACCAACUGGCUGAAGCACACGCAACCUGUUUUGAAUGGAGCCGAUAUUGUCGCCAAGCAAGUAUGGCUGAAGCAGUCGCACGUCCUCAUUCACUGCUCCGAUGGCUGGGACCGAACCAGUCAACUUAGUGCUCUUGCACAGAUCAUGCUGGACCCUUUCUUCCGAACUAUCGAAGGGUUCAUUGUUCUUGUCGAGAAGGACUGGCUUGCCUUUGGCCAUAUGUUUAGGCUUCGAUGUGGCCACUUGAACCACGAGGACAACUUCAAGGUCCAAAACGACUCGAUGGCAGGCUCAACUAUUCAGCCUGGAGAGAAUGACGGCCGCGCAGAUGCCUUCCAGAACGUCUUCACUGGUGCCAGGCAGCUGUUCAAUCCCAGCAAGGAGGACAAGGCUGAACUCGAUGCCAUUACCGAAGGCUCUACCGGAAAAGUUGCGAAAGACGAGGCUACUGUUCCUAAGAUGGUCAGCCCUGUGUUCCACCAAUUUGUGGACUGCGUCUAUCAGCUUCUCCGCCAGAACCCGACUAAGUUUGAGUUCAAUGAGAGAUUCCUUCGUCGACUGAUCUAUCAUCUCUACUCCUGUCAAUAUGGCACCUUCCUCUACAACUCCGAGAAACAGAGACACGAGGCUCGUGCCUCUGAGCGCACUUCUUCGGUCUGGGACUACUUCUUGUCCCGCAAGCCAGAGUUCACCAACAAGGACUAUGAUCCGACCUUCGAUGAGUAUGUUAAGGGCCGCAGCCGUAUCAUAGUGCCUGAUAUGACCAACAUCCGCUGGUGGCACCAACUCUUCAAUCGGACUGACGAGGAGAUGAAUUCGCAUCUCAACGCCGUAGCGACCGCUGCAGCCAACAGAGCUACAGCCAUGAACGAACUGCACCCAACUACGGAGGAUUCUUACGCGAAUAGCCAGCCUGGCACUCCGCCCCAAUCCGCCGCAAGCCCCAAGCCGCCUUCUCUCCCUACCAGCCAGUCGGUUCUGGGAGGUGUAGAGAACACGCACACUACUUUGACGCCCAAUUAUCAAGAGCGACAGGCCCCGGUUCUGCGUCGAAGUGUGUCGGCCGAGAACUCCAAUGCGUUCAGUGCAGUGAGAGAUGGAAUUGCUGGCUUGAACAUUGGCAAAAACGUCAGCGGAAUGCUGAACAAUCUGGCCGGACGUAACGCCAGUCCUGCUUCCACUUCGAGGGUUACAAGUCGCAGCGAGCAAGAGCUCCGGGAGAUGACAUAGGGCGUCAUGUUCGAACGAAUGCACGACGCGCCUUAUACCGUCGAGGUGACUAGUGCUACAAUGAAACUCGACGCCGAGCUCUUCUACCAGGAGAAUUGGGCUGACUCAACUUAUACGUUGAGCAACUGGGGCGAUUCAACAAUCUGGGAAUGGGGUACCAAAGCCGUCGCCAACGUCGCCAACUUGAGCAACGACUGGUCAAACUUGACCGAUGGCUUGGCCGAGGACACCCCUCAUGGAGAUGCUUGCGCUGACAAUAUCGCCCGCGAUGAUGAUGAUGAUGGCGUCUGCGUCACUGGAGAUGCGUCAACCGACAUUGACGCCGGUUCCGACGCGUCCUCGAUUCAUUCUCUCGAUCGUGUCACGACGGGGGAUGUUGCCGAUGUUGGCAACUUUAUUUUGGUAAACACAAACAAAGAGGCCAUGUCUGCCGAGAACGGCGGGUCUAUGACUCCCAGCCACUAGCCGCACAAGACUUCCUAGUUCAACAUUUCAGGAGUUUAGCAUGUACUUGCUGCAUUUUCACCGCACGACUACGAAGGGCACGAAAGAAAUAGGGUCUCUCAGCGAACGCAAUUCCAACACCUUUGCCUCGGAGGGGACAAACUGAUUUACGGCUUUCCAUGACAGCGAGCCGGAGUUUUGUACAAUUAUUACGACUUUUUUCUUCUUCUUUUCCGCAUCCGCCCCUUUUUCUCUCGACGUUCGUCAUGCUGAAUACACAGCAAUUCUUUUACCCCCAGCUCUGUUUUCCGGCGUCCAAGAGGUGUGAUUGCGUUCAAGACUGGUAAAGGGAGGGUUCAAACGGGGAUCAGGGGAUGAAAUGGAUUCGUUCAUACAGCAGCAACGCGGUUUGGAAGGGCAUGGGGGCAAGAGAAAAGUUUGCGUGAAUGGACAUACGCACAGGGAGACACGAGAGCGAAACAGAAAACGAGAGACGAGAGAUGGGAGAGAGGUGGAGAGGC